GCCUAAGGGGCCCUUACGCCGUCAGGCACGCCAUCUGGAAGCUUGUUGCUCUCCGAUGAGGCACCGGAGCUAAGGAAAACCGUACAUCUCGCUCUUAUCAGACGCCCGAAUCGUACAAAGAUCGCUCCCUGACACGUCGUCAAUAGCAAACUGGUUUGCUGUAUACAUAACUGUCUCGACGAAGCAUCAUUCUCCAGGCUCAUCACAACUCAGCGACAUCUUUCUGCAUUCUGCCACAUAUUUGCAAUUCAACCGCAGCCGGGCUGCAGUGCCACCAAGUCAAGACCUGGGUUCCACAACAUCGUAUUGAGGAAAAAAUUCCGUCCACAAAGUCUCGCACCAGACAUGUCACAACCACAAGAGAAAGAUCCCAAUGCCACGAGGCUAGAUGACGACAGUCAGACCUCAACCAAUUCCACUCUGCGACAUAUCGAUGAUGAAGAGAAAGCAUCACCUACUGACCAGACCUCUUCGCCCGCCGAGCCGGUACAAAUCCCACCAAAUAAAGUCCCAUACAACCCUUGGGCCGAUCCCUCUUCCUUCCCUGAUGGAGGUCUUCGAGCUUGGAUGACCGUUGCUGGCUGUGCCGCUUGUUUCUUCGUUUCUUGGGGAUGGAUUAAUUGCAUUGGCCUCUUCCAAGACUAUUAUCACCGCGAGCAGCUGUCCCAAUACUCGGAAAGUACCAUUGCCUGGAUCCCAUCUCUGGAGACCUUCUUCAUGCUUUUCUGCGGUCCCAUUGCAGGCAAGAUCUUUGACGACCACGGCCCCACCAACCUUCUCAUUUUCGGCACCUUCAUGCACGUCUUUGGCCUGAUGAUGGCCUCCAUCUCGAAGGAAUACUAUCAGUUCCUCCUGAGCCAGGGUGUCUGUUCAGCCAUUGGGGCGUCCUGCGUCUUCACCGCUGCCGUUAGUUCUCUGCCGUCGUGGUUCUUCAAAAAGCGAGGAAUGGCGAUUGGCAUCGCGGCAGCGGGUUCAUCAUUAGGCGGUGUUAUUUUCCCUGUCAUUGUUAGUCGCAUGCUUCGCCAGACGACUUUCGGCUGGACCAUGCGCACCUGCGCCUUCCUUAUUCUGGCUCUCUGCCUCUUCGGUAUCGCCACCGUCAGAGUCCGCAUCGCACCAGUCAAACGACCGUUCGAGUUCAUGGCCUUUGUGCGUCCGCUCACCGAAGUUCCCAUGAUGCUGCUCACCAUUGCUGUCUUCUUCUUCUAUUUUGGAAUGUUCCCCAUCUUCUCCUUUGUCACCGUCGUCGCCAACGGACGUGGCAUGUCUCUGGAACUGUCCCAAUACCUCGUCUCCAUUCUCAACGCCGGUUCCGUUUUUGGACGAACAUUGCCCGGCAUCCUCGGAGACAAGAUCGGUCGCUUCAACGUCAUGAACAUUUUCUGUUAUCUAACCGUCAUCUUCGUCCUGGGGUUGUACAUUCCCGCAGACACCAAUGCAGGACAGCUGGUAUUUGCCCCUUUGUUUGGCUUCUCAUCCGGUGCUGCCAUUGGCCUCACCCCUGCAUUGAUUGCUCAAAUCUCUCCGCUCCGUGAGAUCGGCAUCAGGACCGGCACCAUCUUUGCCAUUGGUUCUGUCGGGGCUUUGACCGGAGCCCCCAUCGGUGGGGCCCUCAUCGCCAGGGACAAUGGUGGCUUCCUGUACCUGCAGCUUUUUGCGGGCCUAACCUGUCUGGUCGGCUGCAUUAUCCUUUCUGCUACCAGAAUUAACGUUGGAGGGUGGAGUAUUAAGAAGAAGGUGUAAUUGAGACGAGGCACCAUGGACCAAGUACCGACAUCUUGAGAUUCAACCUAAUGAGCGUUGAUUAGGUCGUGGGAUCGUGAGUCUCACCUCUGUACCAAUAGAAAGACGACACGGGGCCAAGUCCUCGGUGUUUGUUCGAUAGUUUACGAAUCAUCACUUCGGAGCCUUGAGAUAGACUCUGCGAUAUGGGAAUGUAGAGUGCCGUCGAGCCCUCAUAUCCCGUUCGCACAAUAGUACCUCUUUCAUAGUCCACGCUGCCAAUCA
Molecule: messenger RNA, 2007 nt
Organism: Exophiala mesophila
Lineage: Eukaryota; Fungi; Ascomycota; Eurotiomycetes; Chaetothyriales; Herpotrichiellaceae
Exons: 2
Coding region: 346-1743 (465 amino acids)
Biological process (GO): transmembrane transport
Cellular component (GO): fungal-type vacuole membrane
Molecular function (GO): transmembrane transporter activity
Source: RefSeq, a predicted model, not a curated record